UUGCAGGUUUCAACGUAAUAUCCCGGAUUCUCAGUCAUCAAAGGUCAGCCUUGGAUUCAGGGGAUAAAAGGGCUUAAAAGUGAGAUUUGGAUCUCUGUUAGCUUCCCAUUGCUACAGACCGAGGCAGCCAGUCCAGCAGGAUGAUCCUCACUCUCUUCCUGGGCCUCUUGGUCCUGGUGCACGGUGCCUGGAGUACAUCUCCCCCAGAUCAGGUCCAGCAGCCUCAUCCUCUCCUCCUGGAGCCCAGCUGCAAUGACUCUCGAGUGUUGUCUGUGGCGGGCCUUGCUUUGGAAAAGAUCAAUGAAGACCGGAAAGAAGGCUACGUCUUCAGACUCAAUCGAGUGGCUGAUGUCUUAGAACAUCAUCAGGAAGGUUCAGGCUCCGUGUAUUACCUUACCCUUGAUGUAUUAGAAAUGAAUUGUCACGUGCUCAACAAAAAACACUGGAAGGAUUGUGAGGUCAGGCAGCUGCACGAUUCAAUUUAUGGCCGGUGCAAAGUCAUAUUUUAUGUCAACUUGCCAAGAAGAAUUCUCUACUUAGCUGCCUAUAAUUGCACCGUUCGUCCAGUUUCUGGAAGAGAGAUUGCCACAUUGUGCCCCGAUUGCCCAGUGCUCCUUCCCAACAACAUCUCAGAUCCAAGGAUUUUUCAAACUGUUAGUGAAUCUCUGGAAAAAAUCAACAAGGAGAUUGGAGUGGGGAAGAAAUUUCAUCUCUUCAAAGUCACCGAAGUUCAUACCCAGUGGGUUGUGGGCCCUUCCUACACCGUGGAAUUCUUAGUCACCGAGUCACCCUGCACCAAGUCGCUGCCUGAAAAAUGUCUGCCACCACCUGCUGAUGCCCAGCCUGUAGGAAUUUGCAAAGGUUCCCUAAGUAGAGACCGCAUGAAAAAAUAUAUCGCUGGGACGUGUGAAUUCUUCCAAAGCCAGCCAACUUUGGCCCCUGAGAGCCAUCCCCCGGAGCACCAGGUUCCACAGCAACUGGCCUCCACGACUGCGCCCCCACUGGAGGGUCCAAAGGGAUCUGUCCAGUUUUUGCCUGACCCGUCUAUAGGGAAAAUUGAAGAUGACCUGGAACAGACCCCUCCUCUGACCUUCCCUGCACAUGUCAGCUUGACUACACAUCCCCUGGGAGAGGUUCUACAGCUACCAUCCCAUUUCCUGCUGGACAAAGAGGAGCUGCCCAUUGUGCUUCCUUUCCCAGAAGAAUCAAGAUCAAAUGAGUGUCCAGGACCUGCUGAGCACUCUAAUUCUCUGAUUCUUCCACCAUGAAAGUCAAUUUCUCUCUCUCUCUCUCUCUCUCUCUCUCUCUCUCUCUCUCUCUCUCUCUCUCUCUCACACAUACACACACAUCUGGUAUCAUGCUUGCAAUGGAGAGAUGGAGGGGAAAGAGAGAGUAUCUGGUAUCCCACAAUUUCAUGCUGAGUAUAAUAAAGUUUUUCCUUUUUUGGC
This is a messenger RNA of Sarcophilus harrisii (Tasmanian devil), 1448 nucleotides long. It is a transcript of the gene FETUB, whose product is annotated as fetuin B. Gene Ontology annotation, cellular component: extracellular region. NCBI's taxonomy places the organism in Eukaryota, Metazoa, Chordata, Mammalia, Dasyuromorphia, Dasyuridae. Gene Ontology annotation, molecular function: metalloendopeptidase inhibitor activity; cysteine-type endopeptidase inhibitor activity. The transcript is spliced from 7 exons. The record is from RefSeq and is a predicted model, not a curated record. Bases 141 to 1268 code for a protein of 375 amino acids. Gene Ontology annotation, biological process: binding of sperm to zona pellucida; negative regulation of endopeptidase activity.